CACAUGCCAUGACGUUUUAUUGGGAAAUUCAGAGAGGGAGAGAGAUACGUGCGUGAGGUGGAAGGACGUCGAUCGAAUGCAGCAGAGAGGGAGAUCAAACAACCGCAGAUCGAGGAGCUUCUCCAGAACCCGCCUUGCCGUUGAGGGUUCUUAGCCCAUUUCUUCGUCUUUUCUCACUUUAAAUCUUCCAUUUCCCUCUCGCUCGUCCACAUUGAUUUCGCAAUGGCUGCCAUUCAAGAAGAAGAGCGAGAGAUGCAGAAGAACUACUGGAUCGAGCACUCCGCGGAUUUGACCGUCGAGGCUAUGAUGCUCGACUCCAAAGCCUCUGAUCUUGACAAAGAAGAGCGACCUGAAGUACUUUCAAUACUGCCACCAUAUGAAGGAAAAUCAGUUUUAGAACUUGGAGCGGGUAUUGGUCGAUUUACUGGUGAAUUAGCUCAGAAGGCUGGUCAGCUUCUUGCUUUGGACUUUAUUGAGAACGUGAUAAAUAAGAAUAAAAACAUUAAUGGACACUACAAGAAUGUCAAGUUUAUGUGUGCAGAUGUGACAUCCCCAGACUUGAAAAUAUCUGAAGAAUCAAUGGACUUGAUAUUCUCCAAUUGGCUCCUUAUGUAUCUUUCAGAUGAAGAGGUGGAGUAUGUGGCGGAAAGAAUGAUCAAGUGGUUGAAGGUGGGUGGAUUUAUUUUCUUCAGGGAGUCUUGUUUCCAUCAAUCUGGAGACAGCAAGCGAAAGUACAAUCCAACCCACUACCGGGAGCCCAGAUUUUAUACGAAGGUCUUUAAAGAAUGCCAUUUGAGUGAUGGUUCUGGAAAUUCCUUUGAACUCUCUCUUGUUGGCUGCAAAUGCAUUGGAGCUUAUGUGCGAAACAAAAAGAAUCAGAACCAGGUAAUACAAUUGGUUGCUUCUGAUCUCAUCCUUUUACAUAAAUUGGUUCUGACUAGUUGCAAUAUUUCUGAAAUGCAGAUUUGCUGGAUAUGGCAAAAAGUCAGUUCGCAGGAUGAUAGAGGGUUCCAGCGGUUCUUAGACAGUGUUCAGUAUAAAUCUAGUGGCAUAUUACGUUAUGAGCGUGUAUUUGGACAAGGUUUUGUGAGCACAGGAGGGAUAGACACAACUAAAGAAUUUGUGCAAAAGUUGGAACUUAAGCCUGGCCAGAAGAUCCUUGAUGUUGGAUGUGGCAUUGGGGGUGGUGACUUUUAUAUGGCUGAGAACUUUGAUGUUGAAGUUGUUGGGAUUGACCUCUCCAUAAAUAUGAUUUCUUUUGCUCUUGAACGUGCUAUCGGACUUCAAUGCUCAGUUGAAUUUGAAGUUGCUGAUUGCACUAAGAAAACAUAUCCUGAGAAGGCAUUUGAUGUGAUAUACAGCCGUGAUACCAUUCUGCACAUUCAAGACAAGCCUGCAUUAUUUAGAUCCUUCUACAAGUGGUUGAAACCAGGAGGUAAAGUUCUUAUCAGUGAUUACUGCAAGAGUGCUGGAACUCCAUCACCAGUAUUUGCUGAAUAUAUUAAACAAAGAGGAUAUGAUCUCCAUGACGUUACUGCCUACGGUCAGAUGCUUAAGGAUGCUGGCUUUGAUGAGGUCAUUGUGGAGGAUCGUACUGAUCAGUUCAUUCAAGUUCUACAGCUGGAAUUGAAUGCCCUUGAGAAGGACAAGGAUGAAUUCAUCAGGGACUUUUCUGAAGAAGACUACAAUGAAAUAGUUGAUGGAUGGAAGGCAAAGAUGAUCAGGAGUUCAUCUGGCGAGCAGAGAUGGGGGCUGUUUGUUGCGAAGAAGAAGUGAUUCUGUUUCCCAUCAUUUACCCUAUCUAUAAUAGCUUUUAAUAUGUAUUUGGAAUAAUCUUUGGUGGUGACUGUAUCCCCUUUAGUUGAUGGUUGAUGUCUUGAUAGCAUUCUACUAUCUAUGUUGAUUUCUCAA
Messenger RNA from Alnus glutinosa, 1911 nucleotides. Its product is annotated as phosphoethanolamine N-methyltransferase 2-like. NCBI's taxonomy places the organism in Eukaryota, Viridiplantae, Streptophyta, Magnoliopsida, Fagales, Betulaceae. The transcript is spliced from 11 exons. Gene Ontology annotation, biological process: phosphatidylcholine biosynthetic process. Gene Ontology annotation, molecular function: phosphoethanolamine N-methyltransferase activity. Bases 223 to 1776 code for a protein of 517 amino acids. The record is from RefSeq and is a predicted model, not a curated record.